GACUAUCAUCAUGAAGGCUACCAUUUGCGUUUUGGCUACGGCCGUCGCCCUGGCUACCGCCACCCCCGGCUGGAACCUCGUGGCCGAGAACCUUCUCACCACCGAGCUCGGCAUUGGUUUCCACAGCGAAACUGAGGGCUUCAUUGCUGGUGACGCCAACGGCGAGGGUCCCGCCAUCCUCAAGAGCACUGACGGUGGCAAGACUUGGAACGCCAGCCAGGCUGACUUUGGUGCCGAUGCCCUCCUCCUUGCCCUCGGUGUUGCUGAUGACACCGUGAUUGUCACUUCCAUCUUUGGCGAGCUCUACUCCAACGACGAUGGCGAUACCUUCGAGCGUGGUCUUGGUGGUGGCCUCUCCCAGUCCGUGCGCUACCUUGGCAAGGAUGGCGAUGGUGGUUCCAAGUUUGGUUGCGCUGGCCAGUACCGCGGCCACCAGGGCAUCGCUCUGACCACUGACGGUGGCAAGCUCUGGAAGCCCGUCUUCGCUGACAAGCUCUUCACCGCCGCUCGCUACGCCGCCUUCCCCUCGGACAGCGUCUGGUACAUUGCUGCCGGCGAGUGGCCCGAGAGCGCCUCGGACGACCAGCCCGCCAGCAACGACGACAUGCCCACCCGCUCUCCCCGCCUUCGCCGCUCUGACUUCCAGGAUGCCGAUGGCUACUUCCCCUCCACCUUCUCCUUCCGCGAGACUCGCCGUGUUGAGGCCGACAACGGCUACAAGGCCCAGAUCGUCAAGUCCACUGACGGUGGUAAGACCUGGGUUACCCAGUUUGCCCAGAACGGCACCUUCUACUUCAACGGUAUUGACUGCACCUCCGAGGACCACUGCUGUGCCGUUGGCGAGUCCUCCGAUCCUCCGUUCCUGGGCGCCGGUAUCUGGUGCACUCAGGACGGUACCAACUGGAACCGCACUUUCUACGCUCCCUACCAGUCGGACCCCACCGUUGGCUUCAGCCUUCUCGACAUCCGCUGGGCUUCCGAGACCGUCGGCUGGGCCAUUGGUGGUGAGCUCAACUCGCUUGCCCCCAAGGCUUGGUUCGUCAAGACUACCGACGGUGGCAAGACCUGGGAUCCCCUUUCCCACCAGAUCUUUGGCUACUACGCCAUGGGUCUCGAUGUCGUGAACGAGAAUGUGGCUUACGCCGCCGUUGACAACCUCCUCACCCAGACCUCGGGUGUUGCCAAGUUCACUUCCCAGUAAACUUCCCUUGAUUUCUCCUGCCCUCAAUUCGUGAGGCCUCUUUUCUUUUUUUUUUUUUUUUUCAGUUUUUGAUCAUCGCCCUUGCUAAGACAAGACGGGUACACACAAUCGAAGAUCAAUUAGA
Messenger RNA from Monosiga brevicollis MX1, 1325 nucleotides. RefSeq lists its product as uncharacterized. Gene Ontology annotation, molecular function: protein binding. Bases 11 to 1201 code for a protein of 396 amino acids. The record is from RefSeq and is a predicted model, not a curated record. The transcript has a single exon. Lineage: Eukaryota; Choanoflagellata; Craspedida; Salpingoecidae.